Molecule: messenger RNA, 4168 nt
Organism: Pleuronectes platessa (European plaice)
Lineage: Eukaryota; Metazoa; Chordata; Actinopteri; Pleuronectiformes; Pleuronectidae
Product: oxysterol-binding protein-related protein 10
Exons: 13
Coding region: 1-2463 (820 amino acids)
Cellular component (GO): cytosol; intracellular membrane-bounded organelle; membrane
Molecular function (GO): cholesterol binding
Source: RefSeq, a predicted model, not a curated record
AUGGAUGAUGAUCAGCUGUCCUCUCCGGGUCUUCUACUCACAUACACAGCCGUCGAGUCCGCGUCUGCUCCUGAUGACCCUUCACACACCUCGCUCCUCUGGCUCCGCUUUGCCUCUGGUUCAUCGCACUUCUCCGACUGGCGACGAGUCCCGAGCAGCAGCAUGAACCGCUCGGCGCGUCACGACAGCCCCGCUCGCAGCCCCUGCAGGAGGCAGGAGCCGCCGCACAGCCCGGACGCCGCUCCGCUCCGAGCGGGCUCCAGGACCGGGGACAGCGGCGCAGGGUCGGGCCCCUCGCACCACGGGACAACCCGCAGCAAGCGGCACCUGGAGGGCGUCCUGAGGAAGUACACCAACCUGCUCCACGGCUGGCAGAGCAGAUAUUUUGUACUGGACCCAGAUGUUGGUCAGCUCCAAUAUUAUUUAAAUGAACUUAGUAAGAGCCAGAGGCCUCCCCGUGGUUGUCUUCCUCUCCUCGGGGCAAUGGUGGUCUCUAGCAACGAGUUUCCCUACAUGUUUACUAUUCAGGCCACCACUGGGGAUUUUUACAAACUCAGAGCACCGGACGCCAAGCAACAAGAGUUAUGGAUGACUCAGCUACAGUUGUGUUCCAGACGGCACUCUGACAGCAGCGCCAAGGUGAUGAGCCAGACUGAUGGACAGCAGAAGAACCUGGUCACCUCUAUCGAGUCCCUACCCCCCAAAGGUGGACCCCUCUCUACUCUGGAUGAGGAUCUCCUCCUUUUAAAGGCCACCUCUGCAGCCACGUUGAGCUGCCUUGGGGAGUGCCUCAGUUUGCUGCAGCACAAUGUUGUCCAGGCCCUAAACCAGAACCAAAACCAGAACCAGAACCACGUCCCUUGUCUGAGCCUCAACCACAGUUCGGGUGGUUUGAAUCAGGCAGUUCCAACAGAAAGAGUUAAGCCGUGGACUCAGCGCUGCAGCUCCGGUGUGAACCAGGUGGAGCCUGGUGGCCUUGGCUUCAGGAGUCAAAGCCCAACCCACAACUUGAGUGAAAACCGGAGUCCUACUCACAGCAGCUACAGUGCAGGGUCAGGAAGUGGCCACAACCACAUCCAGAGUCAUGCAGACAGUCCCACUGGAUGGUCCAGAACAUCUUCUGAGAAGCAGGUGAAAAAUGGCCUUCAGACACCUCUCUCCUCCUUCUGGCCUUCGACCCAAACCCAUGCAAAGCCAGUCGUCCCUUCAGAGCAGGGACAGCAGCAGGGUCGGACCAGCAGUCCAGACACCAUACAUCCUGAUGACGAGACCACAGACACAGAGGACAAUGAUGAGGAAGACCUGGGAGUUCUGGACGACCAGCGAAGCAUCAUCAUUCACCUUCUCUCCCAGCUCAAACUUGGCAUGGACCUGACUCGAGUGGUGCUCCCUACCUUCAUUCUGGAGAAGCGCUCCCUGCUAGAGAUGUACGCCAACUUCAUGGCUCACCCUGACAUGUUCCUCUCCAUCACCUCCGGCUGCACACCAGAGGAGCGGAUCAUUCGCUUUGUCGAGUACUACUUGACUGCCUUUCAUGAGGGUAGAAAGGGUGCUGUGGCCAAGAAGCCAUAUAACCCCAUCCUGGGGGAGAACUUCCACUGUUCUUGGUAUGUGCCCCGGGACCGUGUUCGGCCUCUCAAGACCACUGUUCCCAGUUCAGCACCCAUAGCCCCCUCUAACAUUCCCAGGUCCUCACAGAGGGGGACAGAUGGCAGCAGCAGAACAACGUCCGACUGCUAUUGUGUUCGCUUUGUGGCUGAGCAAGUGUCCCACCACCCACCUGUAUCAGGCUUCUACUGCGAGUGCAAGGAGAGGAGAAUGUGUGUCAACACUCAUGUCUGGACCAAGAGCAAGUUCAUGGGCAUGUCUGUGGGAGUCUCCAUGGUUGGGGAAGGUGUUCUGUAUUUGUUGGAGCAUGAUGAGGAGUAUGUGUUCACACUGCCAUGUGCUUACGCCCGCUCAAUCCUGACUGUGCCAUGGGUGGAACUCGGGGGAAAGGUCACCAUCAACUGUGCCAAGAGUGGGUACUCCGCCACUGUCACGUUCCACACCAAACCCUUCUAUGGAGGAAAAGUGCACAGAGUAACAGCAGAGGUGAAGAACAACCACACAGGAAACAUAGUGUGUAAGGCCCAGGGAGAGUGGAAUGGGAUUCUGGAGUUCACCUACAACAACGGGGAAAACAAGGUGAUCGAUACCUCCAAACUGCCAGUCAUCAAGAAGAGGAUCCGGCCUGUGGAGAAGCAGGGCCAGUACGAGUCACGGUGUCUUUGGCAGCAUGUGACAGCAUCGCUAGAGGCAGGAAAUAUGGACACAGCCACAGAACACAAACACUGGCUGGAGGAGAGGCAGCGCAGUGAGGGCAAACAGAGAGCGACCACCAAAACCCCCUGGAAACCCAAGUAUUUUGUCAAAGAGGGUGAAGGCUGGGUGUACCACAAUCCUCUUUGGAAAGCUCACUGACCUUGGAGGCAGUUGGUGGCCAGGUCAACGAUCAGGGUUGGGGGAUUGGCCGUCAAGAAAAUGCGGAGAGAGAGAAAGAAACAGACAGAGAGAGAGAGAUGAGACUCUCUGUGUGCCAGAACAAGAGGUGCCAAAGACUUCCAGUGGAAAAUGGACAGACUCAUAGUCAUAGUGAGAUGAGACUGAUCUUACACGGGUAUGUUUAAUAUGACUGGAUUCAGACACAUACCUGGACUAGAUGACAGAAUUGGACUUUUUUUUUUCUUAUAAUAAAUCCAAACAACAGCUACUGCCAUUCUAAAUACUUACUUGUUUGCACAAUGUACUCAGCAACUUUUGGUCACAACUGUUUUGCACAACUAACUGUAAACUAUAUAUAUAUAUAUAUAUACUGUAUAUCAAUCAGCCAGAACAUUAUGACCAAACAAUGACGAGUUGAUCAUCACAAGACAAUGGCACAUGUCAAGCUCUGGGAAAUACAGAAUUCAUCGGUGAGGAACAGUUGAUAGUCGUAUAGUCAAUAUUGCAGAUGUGGGAGACAUUUGCCGUUGAUAAAGACCUGAGGCAGACAACUGUGCCGGACCAAUUGGAAAGGACCAGGCCUCAUGGGUAGCUGCUGGUCAGCAGUGGUGAGCACCUAGGAACCCUGGAGGAUGUGCAGGAAUGAGUCUGAUCCGCUGUGUUUCCAUCUCACAACUUACGGGACUUAAAGGAUCGGUAUCGCUGCCAGACACCACAAGGACCUCCAGAAGCCUUGUAGACAACAGGCCUCAGUGGACCAACUGUGUGGAAGACAUGAGUGGUCAUAAUGUUUUGGCUCCUCAGUAUAGUAUAAGCAGCACUGCACAUGUGUGAGCGUGUUACGUUUGGGUGUUUGUCUGUGAGAACGGAUGAACCAUAUAGCCAGUUUGAGAAACCAGCCUGGAAGCACAUUUCAUAGAACCCAGCGGGAGCAGGGCAGAAUGUAGCUAUGUAGACUGGUUACAUUUGGAGCUGAAGCUGUAGCCCACUGAUCUUCUACCUGAAGCAACUCAAUUUUAUAGAAUUUUUUAGGAGGGAAACAAUGUCACAUCUAGACUCAUUUUUCAUAUUCACCUGGGGAAUGCUACACACUUAAGAAUACACACAUUUAUCACGAUAAGGCUCGGUGUUAUUCAACCUCAACAUCUAAUGAAACCCUCCAGUCACCCAUGACUUUACAUACAACGACCCCCAAACCAUUUACUAUGCUGCAGUUUUAUCAGAGAGUUGGAAAAAUGUUUAAGCCUCAAACGUCAGUUCACUCAUAAUAGUGCAGAAAAAUACUCUCUGACUUCCCUCAAGUGGGAUUUCGACAGGCUUUUGGUUUGGUUUUCAUUUGUCUCGGUCAUCUGAUAUGUGCCUCUGAAAUAUCUGCCUCUAGCCAUAUUUAACAUUUUUACAAAAGCUAAAUUUAAUAAUCGAUCCCCCCCAAAAAUUAAUAUUUAAGCCAGUCUUUCAUUUAUUUUAGAUUGUAUUCCCUGGCAGAUGUUCCCAGUGGGAAGUAGUGCAGUGUCAUGUAGAUUUGACCAGACAAAUAAACAACCAAACACAUUGUCCUACAUUUGACUAUACAGUCAACUAAGCUAUGCAACUCUUACUGUAGAUGGUUGUUCUCGGGCGGGGGGGGCUGGGCUUGUGAAAUAACAAUAUCUGUAUUUGUUUAAAAUAAAUAUCUCUUGUCAAA